Molecule: messenger RNA, 1492 nt
Organism: Setaria italica (foxtail millet)
Lineage: Eukaryota; Viridiplantae; Streptophyta; Magnoliopsida; Poales; Poaceae
Product: protein BIG GRAIN 1
Exons: 1
Coding region: 269-1252 (327 amino acids)
Biological process (GO): auxin-activated signaling pathway
Source: RefSeq, a predicted model, not a curated record
CGAUCCCUUCCCCCCUCACCCUUCUUUCCUCCCAGCUCUCACUCUGCUCUGUGCUCUCCUAGCCAAGCUUCCACAUUCCCAGCAACCUUCGCCGCUUAAUCCAGCGCGCUAGACACCACCAAGCUCUCCUUCCGUUCCAUGAACCACUGCUCCUAGACAGGCUUGCAUUGAGCUCGAGCGAGUGCCUCUGCCGUCGUGCUCUGCUCGUGGCUGUGGUGUGUGUACCAGAAGUCCAGAACGCGAGCUUUCUGCGUGUUCGUCUGCUGGGAUGGAGAGGUGGGGGGAAAAGGGGGCGGCUCCGGCGCCGGGGAGGGCGAGGCGGUACGCCGACCAGCCGUCCUUCUCGUCCACGCUGCUCGACGCCAUAUACAAGUCCAUGGAUGAGCCCGACGCCGCCGCCGCCGCCACCACCAAGAAGCAGAGCCAGGACCUGCACUACAGCUACUACUACAAGGCGUCGCUGGCGGGGAGCUACCGCGCCGGAAGGGCGGCGUCGGCGGUGGCGACGCCGGGGCCGCACGCCACCACGUCGAGCUCAUCCGAGUGCUCCAGCUACGGCGGGUUCUCCUCGUCCGAGGCGGAGUCGUCGCAGCACCGCCGCCUGCGGCCCAUCCGCACGAGCGUUGCCGCCGCCGGGGAGGCGCCCGCGCCCGCGCCGGAGAAGACGAAGAAGGCCGCCAAGAACAAGCCGGGCGCCAACAUCCGCGCCAAGCUCAGGGACCUCCGCAAGCCGGCGUCCCCCGGCGCGCGGCUCGCGGGGUUCCUCAACGCCAUCUUCAACGGCAAGCGCGCGCCGCCGACGCCGCCCUCGGCGUCGCGCGCGGCGGCGGCGUCGGAGUCCGCGUGCUCGUCGGCGUCCUCGUACUCGCGCUCCUGCCUCAGCAAGACGCCGUCCACGCGGGGGCAGCCGAAGCGCACCGUGCGAUUCAUGGACAGCGACACCGAGGCGGCGGCCGCGGUGCCGGCGGCGGGCACCGAGCGCCGGCGGGUGCAGGUCGGGGUGGUGGAGCUGGAGCGGAUGCUGCUCCACCGGAUGGAGAUGGACAGCGACGAGGACGACGAGAGCAGCGACGCCAGCUCCGACCUGUUCGAGCUCGAGAACUUCGCGGCCGUCGCGCCGGCCGCUGGCGGGGCCGGCGCGUACAGGGACGAGCUGCCGGUGUACGAGACGACGAGGGUCGUGCUGAACCGCGCCAUUGGGCACGGGCACGGGCACGGGUACGCGCACGGGAGGAGUACCAGAGUGGUGUAAUUUUUUUUCUGGAUCCGGGUAACUGCAAAAUGGUGGAGUAACUGUAAAAUACGAGUGGUUUGGGAGGGAAAUGGUGAUUGGGGCAACAAAUGUUUGCUACUCUGAUCUACUACUAGUGAUCUUUGGGAGGCUUUCUGCUGGGAUCUUUUUCCCCUUUUAAAUUUUUUCCGGUGUCGUUAUUGUGCGGUUGGUUCUAAUUCUAGUGGAGUAACUCAGCAAAUGGCAUGCUCUUUUGUCCUC